AUGCUUAAGGCUCAAAACCAUUAUUAUGAAAGGUGCAGGCCAGUAUAUAAAGAUAGAGCUGUAAAUAGCGGGUAUGAUGAUUUUAAUGCCCAUUAUAAUGGAAAUGCAAUUUUUUAUAUUAUUAGCGAAAAUGGAGGAAACAAUGAAGGUCAUUAUGAUCCUAUGCCAGAAGUUUGACAAGAUUGGACUUUAGUUAUGACUGAUGAGUAUGGAUAUGGGAAGCUUGAUUUCUUAAGCAAAACAAUGUGCAUUGAACCAAUAUGGAGCUGUUAG
Blepharisma stoltei is the source of this 273-nucleotide messenger RNA. The record is from the annotation of a GenBank genome assembly. NCBI's taxonomy places the organism in Eukaryota, Ciliophora, Heterotrichea, Heterotrichida, Blepharismidae.